GAUCUCACAGAGGAAUUUCAGUGUCCCCACACACCCACUUAAAUCGCCCCCGCUUUCUCUUUUCUUUCUUUCUACCACCUCGCUGCUGCACUGCUUCAGAGUUUCCUCUACCACUUUGCUGUAUCGAUCGCUUCUCUUCCAUCGCCUUCUCUCUCUCUCAUGUCACUCUCCUAGCCAAGGCACAACACAAGAGGCCCAAGAAAUAAAUCGCAAUAAAAAAUCACAUCCGAGCGAAAGUGGGGAGAGCUCCUCCCCGCUAUCAUAGGCCCCCCAGGCCAGUAAUUAAGGGGGGAGAUAGAGACAGGGCGCCUCUAGUGCACUACCGCCGCUACCAGCAUCGCCGUCACCGAGUAGAGAAGGAGAGCAGAGGGGAUCAGGGGAGCCCAGGGAGAUUUUUAUUCCUUCCCUUCCCCCGCACACAAGAGCGCGGGCUGCUGGCUGCUGCGGCUGGUGGCGGGCGGCGGCCGACUGCUGCUGCUGCUGCGGCCGUAACGAAAUCUAGGCUCCAUCUACAGCGGGCGGCGCAACCCAAUUUUAAAUCGCCGCUCCUCUCCUCUCCUCUCCGCAGGCAGCUAGCUGAGCUCUGCGAAAUCCAUUCCGGGCCUAUAAGUGUGGCUUCGGGACGGCGCCUCCCAUCCGACACCGGCGCCUUCGCGGACUGGGUCGCCUCCUCCGCCGCCGCCGCCCGCGGGGACGACCUCUCCCUCGGCUUCAAUGCCGGCGCGGCCGCCGCGGCCGCGGCCGCCUCCGGCGCCUCGCUGGGCGCCGGCCUCUGGGGCCCGGCCUCCUCCAUGCGCCAGUCGGCCGCGCUGAACUACGGGAUGCCCGACGUCGGCAUGGUCGUCGUCGCGCCCGCCGCCUCCUUCCACCACACGCACCACCACCACCACCACCACGAGGCCGCCGCCGCCGCGGACCCCAUCUUCCCGCUGCUCUCCGGGGGGCCCUGCGUGCUUGAUCCGGACGCCGCCAAGUCGGCCUCCGGGGCGCCGCCCGGCAGCGCCAUCCAAUUCUGGCAGCCGCAGUCGCCGUCGUCCGCACCGGCAGCUAACCCUAACCCUAGCGCCAGCCCCUUCGCCUACAUCAAGAAGCCCCUCCCGAUGCUGGACACCGGCGCCGGCUCCUCCGGCUCCGGCGCCACCACGUGCCAGGACUGCGGCAACCAAGCCAAGAAGGACUGCGGCCACAACCGGUGCCGCACCUGCUGCAAGAGCCGCGGCUUCGACUGCUCCACCCACGUCAAGAGCACCUGGGUGCCCGCCGCCCGCCGACUGGAGCGCCAGCAGCUCGCCGCCUCAGGCUCCGCAUCGUCCUCCCCCGCCACCGCCACUGCCUCAGCGGCGGCGGCCGCGGCCGCGUCCGCCUCCGCGUCCAAGAAACCCCGCCUCCUCGCGUCGCAGACCACCACAUCGCACACAUCAACCUCCAACGCCACCACGCCGCGAAGCUUCGACACCACCUCCAGCCACCAAGGUACUACCAACACUUGCACUGCUGCAGACGCGUCGUUCAGGGACAGCCUUCCGCGGCAGGUGCGCGCGCCGGCGGUGUUCAAGUGCGUGCGCGUGACGUCCAUUGAAGACGGCGAGGACGAGUACGCGUACCAGGCCAUGGUGACCAUCAACGGCCACCUGUUCAAGGGGUUCCUCUACGACCAGGGCCCCGACGACGGCCGUCACGCGGCCACCAGCAACGACGACUCCGCCGCGGGGGUGCCCAACAUCUCGGAGCUCCACCUCGGAGCGGCGUCCGCUUCCGUCGCCGGUGGCAGCGGCGUCAGGGAAGGUGGCUCCUCGAUGGUGCCCGCGGACCUAUACGGCGGCGGCGGCGGUGGCGGGCAGCAUCGCAUUCUCGGCGGGUCAAGCUACGGCGGCACCAUGAACUGAGUACGUUGUUCUACACCGGGAAAGUAUGGCUACAUCGAGCGUAUGGCCAUUCUUUGUUCCUUCCUCUUCGUUGCUGGUGGAGAUUAAUUUUCCCUUGUUUCUUGCCCGUGCCGCCAUUAGAGAGGCCAUCGAUCAAUGCAUGAUAUGCUGGUGUUAUUAGUAGCAAUUUUCUCGUGAUUCGUUGGUGUACUAAAAUAACAUCGAUGAAGAAUUGUUUCUAGUCGUUCUAUAUAUACUGCUCUAGAGCCAGUUAACAAUUCCUUUUUCUAGUUGGGUAGAGAGGAGAAUUAAUAAUUGUUAGGAAUUGGAAACAAGAUAGUGCAAGAUUAAAACCAUCUUGAUUAGGCAUAGUAAGAUAUUGCCUGCUGGUUUUUGACCUC
This is a messenger RNA of Panicum virgatum (switchgrass), 2266 nucleotides long. RefSeq names its product protein LATERAL ROOT PRIMORDIUM 1-like. Gene Ontology annotation, biological process: positive regulation of DNA-templated transcription. The transcript is spliced from 2 exons. NCBI's taxonomy places the organism in Eukaryota, Viridiplantae, Streptophyta, Magnoliopsida, Poales, Poaceae. Bases 792 to 1886 code for a protein of 364 amino acids. The record is from RefSeq and is a predicted model, not a curated record. Gene Ontology annotation, cellular component: nucleus. Gene Ontology annotation, molecular function: DNA-binding transcription factor activity; DNA binding.